UGGUAAGAUACAGUGGACUGGUCCUGGGUCCAGGGGAAGAUGCCUGCUAUCCUCGUGGUCACUAACAUGAAGUCUGGACUGCCGAAGCUGAUCCACAGCGCCCUCCCCAUCCCACAGGUGCCCACCCGAGCUGUGGCCCCCCGGCCCUGUUUCGCCAGCCCCCCGCAGAGCAGUGCUCACCUCCACCUCGGGAGCCAAGGCGGGUGGGGAACAGGCAAAAACCAACAUCCUGCUGACAGUGGAGAGGACACACAGAUCUACACGGACUGGGCGAAUCACUACUUGGCCAAAUCGGGACACAAGCGGCUGAUUAAAGACCUGCAGCAGGACGUGAGUGACGGCGUGCUGCUGGCUGAGAUCAUCCAGGUCAUCGCAAAUGAGAAGAUUGAGGACAUUAAUGGAUGCCCUAAGAGUCGUUCUCAAAUGAUUGAGAACAUUGGUGUCUGUCUGAGCUUCCUAGCAGCCAAAGGUGUGAACAUACAGGGACUUUCAGCUGAAGAGAUCCGGAAUGGCAAUCUGAAAGCCAUCUUGGGGCUUUUCUUUAGCCUGUCUCGAUACAAGCAGCAGCAACAGCCGCAGACGAACAGACAGACACACACGCAACACACACAUUCACACGCUCCCUUAAGCCAGCAGAGCAGCGCUCCAGCCCAGCUGACCUCCACCUCGCAUGGGACGCACACACAAAAAUCACAGCCAGAGAUGCAGUCCAGGGAUGGCUCUCAGAGUAAACUCAAGUUUUCCAUUGGUCAGAAAAAGUCUUCUAGAUUACCUGGCCCCACCUCGAGGAUGUCCACUGCGGGCAGUGAGAGUUCUCCUCGAGGGUCCAUCAGUUCAGCAGGGAAUCGCCGCAGUCAGGUGUUCAGUGAUAAAGCCAAACCUGCAGCAGCUCCGGCCAAAGAAUCAUCAGAGUGUGUCACCUCACACGGCAUGACUGAGCACACUCUGUCAUCCCUGGCAUCCGCCUGCACCUCUGUUAGCACCAGCACUGUGGCAUCUUCAUCUUCAUCGUCAGCCAUCCCCCAGCCCAACUCGAGUAGCAAACCCUGGAGAAGCAAAUCUCAGAGCACCAAGCACACUGCUACCUCCACCGCUCCCGCCACGGUGCUUUCCAUCAAACCAGAUCUCCAAGCCAAGCAGCCCGUGCCUGCAGAGCCACCACCAAAAGCUGUGCCUCAGAAGUCCAUGCUGGAAAAACUAAAACUUUUCAACAGCAAAGGUGGCUCCAAGUCAUCCACGCCAGCAGAGGGCGCCGUUACGCCAACAGGAGGAAAAGAUGCCGCUUUGGUUUUAGAAAGAGUCGGGGCUGGUUCCAAUACAGAACCCAUUGAGGAAAUGGAUGGUAACGUCAGACCCACGAAUGGAUCGAGUGCUAUUACCAUGACAACCAGCAGCCCAAAGAUUGCGUUAAAGGGCAUUGCACAGCGGACACUUAGCCGGGCGCUCAUGGCGAAAAAAGCCUCAACUAAAUCAGUAGAGAAAGAAAAGGAAAAAGAACGAGCUAAGGAGAAAGACAAAAACGGGAAAGAGGGCUCAAAGCGUGUCCCUGCCUCGGAAAAGGUAGAGAACAAAGAGGAAGUUAAGGAGGAAGUUGUUCCCUCAAGCAAAGUUGCUCCCUCCGAGGCAGAGCCCAGGAAAGCCUCCAGGAUCGCCAGCUUUAUACCCAAAGGCGGCAAGGUGGGAGGUACCAAGAAAGAUAGCUCCGCCCCUGUGCAAAGCGGAAUUCCAAAACCAGGAAGUAAAAACUCAGGAAAUGGAGCAGUAAAGAGUUCAGCGUUGCCCCUCGGUGGUAAAGACAAUGAGAGGCCCCGCAGUAUGCGUCUGGGAGAGGGUCUGGGACUUCAUAGGGACAGCCGGCAUUCCUCGUCCUCUUCCAGCCUGGCUUCCACUGAGGGGAAAGGACACCACAGCGCCGCCCCGUUGGCCAAUGGAACACAUUCUACAGCCAGCAACACAGUCAGUGUGCAGCUGCCUCAACCCCAGCAGCAGUACAGCCACCCCAACACAGCCACCGUAGCACCCUUCAUGUACAGGUCUCAGAAUGAGGCAGAUGGAAACAUUGGCACAAACCCAAGCUCUGGAUGUCGUAGUAAUGACUCCAGUAGCUUCAGUAAGAUCAACCAGUCUUCUACUGAGGACCUGUCAGGUGAAGAUCCAGAGACCAGACGACUGAGAACUGUCAAAAAUAUUGCUGACCUGCGGCAGAAUUUAGAAGAGACCAUGUCAAGUUUGCGGGGGACACAGAUCACACACAGUACACUGGAGACCACUUUUGAUGGUGGUGUUACUACUGAAAUGAGCAGUCGCAGCAUCCUCAGCAUGGCAUCUCGACCCACGCCGCUGUCCUGGGCCAGUCGCAUGGGCCAGUCCAGCCCCCGUCUACAAGCAGGAGAUGCUCCCUCAGUUGGUAACGGCUAUCAGUCCCGCAGCGGAGGUGUGGCGUCCGGCCAAGGCCGGUAUCUGUAUCAGGCUCCUCUACGGAAGCAGCUGGCAGCACGCGGCAGCGCCCUCUGUGGUCUGGAGCUGGGAGACAGGGCGGAGGAUCUGGAGCUGGCAGGUGUGGGGCUGGAAAUGAGCGGCUACAUGAGUGAUGGAGACGUGCUGGCUAAGAACGCACGCACUGAUGAGCUGACCAGCGGGUACAUGACGGAUGGGGGGUUGAGUCUGUAUACGCGGCGAUUGAACCGGAUGCCGGAUGGAAUGGCAAUGGUACGGGAAAGUCUGCAGCGUAAUGCCUCCACCGGCCAGGGAGACGCCGACAGUUGGGAUGACAGUAGUUCCGUCAGCAGUGGGAUCAGUGAUGCUAUUGAUACUGAUGACAUCAACACCAGCUCCUCCAUAAGCUCUUACGCCAACACCCCCGCUGCGUCCCGUAAGGGCCUGAACGGACAGCCUCAGACAGAUGCAGAGAAGCAUUCAGCAGCCGAACACAACACUGCUUGGUCCAGUGAUGAAGUUAAGAAGUCAGACGGGGGUUUGGAUUGCGGCAUCAAAAUGGAAGCAGGUCUGAAGUGGCGGCGGAACCCUUCAGAUGCUUCGGAGGAGUCUGAUAAGAGCAGCUCUGGACGGAAAACAGCACCCAUCACUCAGACGGGCUCCUGGAGGAGGGGCAUGAGCGCACAGGUGGGCGUGACCGCACCGCGGACGAAAAGUACAACAGUAACCACGGCAACCGGCAUGAUUAAGACACAAGGGACAGAUAAAACAGAUGACGCUAAGGUCUCCGAAAAAGGCCGCAUGUCUCCCAGUUCCAACAUCGUCCAGCAUUCCUCCUCCGACGCCGGUCGAAGCAGCGGAGACGAAGCCAAGAAAACACCCGCAGGCCGAGUCCCCACAAGCACAUUUGGUUUCAAGAAGCCCAAUGGCGUCCACGGCCCGGCCACUGUGGUAACCACCUCCAGCAUCACUCUGGUGACAGCAAGCGGCGCCACCAUUACCAGCGGCUCCGCCACCCUGGGCAAGAUUCCCAAGUCCUCCGCCCUUCUGGUCGGUGGGAGAGGGUCGUUAAAAGGGGCUGUGGAUGGUUUAUUGCCUCCUCAGGAGGAUGGCUACCUGUCCCCCAGUGCUCGUUCAACACUGCAGUACCGAAGUCUACCUCGACCCUCUCGUUCCGGAGCUGCGGCCCGCAAUGGAAACCGAUCGUCCACUAGCAGCAUUGAGUCAAGCUUGAGUUCCCGAACACCUGUCCUUACUGCUGUCACGGCCAGCAAACCGAAAGAUUCUGCCACUAAAACCAACGGGCACAUAAUCCAAGCCAAUCAGACGGACAAAGAGAAGAACGUGGCCUCAGAGAUGAACAACCUGAGAACCAAUCCGAUUGUUUCGGGAGGAGGGGCGGCAACUAUUCCACAGACAGCGAGACAGGGAAACAAGUAUAGUGAGGUCUCGUCUCCAACAUUGCGAAGACUUUUUGGAGGUAAGGCUGCUAAACAAGCCCCGGUCACCACUGCAGAGAGCAUGAAAAACUCAGUCGUCAUUUCCAACCCCCACGCUACCCUUGGGCACACCCAGUCCUCCGGUGGGCCCUUGGACUCCCCCUCCACAAUACCAGGCAGCGGCAGCAGCAGUCCUCUGUACGGGGGUCGUGGUGCCAUCAUAGGGGGCAGCGAACAAGCUUCGAGCCCUGGUUCGGUGUACUCAACAGGCACUGGGACUUGGGGCACCACCAUCAGCAGCUCUUCGGCUCUCGGCUACCCCUCCGUCAGCAGCAUGCACACCAGCAGCGAGUCCAUCGACAUGUCAGUGGGCAGCGGGCAUCACCGUGACGAUGUUCACCCAGUACUGAUGAGAAUGGGUAGUGCUAAGACAGGCAUGUCAGAGAGUCCCCUCUCCUCUCCCUCUGCGAGUCCUAAAUUCAGCCGUAACACAUUGCCACGGAAUCAAGACAGGUAUGCCCCUUCACCACAGCUGCGUCAGGAAGAGGCACGUGAUUGGCUGCGUUUACAUUCGGCUGGUGGUUUGCAGGACUCAGCCAGUAACUCUCCCUUCUCCACCGGCUCCAGCUUGACGUCACCAUCCGGAACGCGAUUUAACUUUGCUCAACUUGGAAGCCCCACCACAGGUGCUCAGAUUAAUCUGGCCAGCCUGCGCAACAACAGCCUGACCAAUCAGGACAACCCGCUGGACAGCCAUGGUGAUUCCCGUCUGCGCAACUCCUGCAUGUCGCUGGACGAGAAGACGCGCACCAUGAGCCGGUCGGGAUCCUUCAGGGACGGGUUCGAGGAAGUUCAUGGAUCAUCUCUCUCGCUGGUGUCCAGCGCCUCGUCUGUCUAUUCAACGACGGAGGAGAAAUCACAGUCAGAGAUCCGCAAGCUGCGUCGAGAACUGGACACCUCCCAGGAAAAGGUGUCCGCCCUGACAACGCAACUCAGUGCUAAUGCCCACCUUGUGGCAGCGUUUGAGCAGAGUUUGGGCAACAUGACCAUCCGACUUAAGAGCAUCACCAUGACCGCAGAACAGAAGGACUCUGAGCUGAAUGAGUUGAGGAAAACCAUCGAGCUGCUAAAGAAGCAAAACGCAGUGGCUCAAGCGGCCAUCAAUGGCGUCAUCAAUACUCCAGAACUCACCUGCAAGAGUGAACGCACAGGUAAUAAUGGAGCGCAGCCGGACCUGCGCAUGCGCAGACAGCACUCAUCUGACAGCGUCUCCAGCAUCACCAGCGCCACCAGCCACUCCAGCCUGGGCUCCAACAUGGACAACCCCGACUCCAACAGUAAGAAGAAGAAGAAGAACUGGCUGGUGACCUGUGCUGGAGGUGACGUGUCAGAUGAUGAAUAUGAAUAUGAAUACGUGUAUGAGCUGCGGAGCUCCUUCAAACAGGCCUUCAGUAAGAAGAAAUCACCUAAAUCAGCCUCGUCCCACUCAGACAUUGAGGAGAUGACGGAUUCCUCUCUCCCUUCCUCUCCCAAACUCCCUCACAACGGCACCAGCACCUCGGCACUGCUGCUCCGCAACACACACUCCAGCUCAAUACUGUCAGACUGUCUGGAUGGGGAGGCGGAGACUGUGAUGCAGCUGCGUAACGAGCUUCGAGAGAAGGAGAUGAAGUUGACGGACAUUCGACUGGAAGCCCUAAGCUCCGCCCACCAGCUGGACCAGCUGCGGGAGGCUAUGAACCGCAUGCAGAUGGAGAUCGAGAAGUUAAAGGCAGAAAAUGAUUGCCUUAAGUUGGAAGGCCAAGCCAGUGGGAGCAGGGCGUCUUCUCAAGUGUCUGUCUAUAACCCCACCUCGACCCCAACGCCUGGCCUGUCUGAACACAGUCUCAACCUCACAGAGACCACCAGCUUCGACAUGUUGUUGGAUGACUCUGGUGGAGAUGGAAGCUCUCGUAAAGAGAGCAGACACGUGAAAAUAGUUGUCAGUCUUCAAGAGGACGUCACGUGGAAAGAGGACUGCAGGACUCGAGACUACCUGAUUGGCUGCAUUGGUGUCAGUGGAAAAACCAAGUGGGAUGUUCUGGAUGGAGUUGUACGGCGCUUGUUUAAGGAGUACAUCAGGCAUGUUGAUCCGGUCAGUCAUCUGGGUCUGGGUUCAGACACUGUGGAGGGUUAUCGUAUUGGAGACGUGAUCCGGUCCAGCGGAGCACACACACCUGAACUCCUGCCUUGUGGAUACCUCGUGGGAGAGAAUGACACAAUCAACAUCUCGCUGAAAGGUGUGAACUCUCAGUCCGAGGAUUCUCUGGUCUUCGAGACAUUGAUUCCCAAACCCAUGCUCCAGCGUUACGUGUCUUUGCUCCAGGAACAUCGCAGGAUCAUCCUUUCAGGCCCCAGCGGUACUGGAAAAUCCUACCUGGCCCACAGACUGGCAGAGCAUGUGGCGCUGCGAGAGGGCAAACUGCCCAGUGAGAGCAACAUCGUCACCUUCAAUGUCGACCAUAAAUCCAGCAAGGAGUUGCGUCAGUACUUAUCAAAUAUAGUGGAGCAGUGCAGCACUGACGGGCAGGAGACUGAAGCCCCUCUUGUGCUCAUUCUGGACAACCUUCAUCACGUCAGCUCACUGGGAGAGAUCUUCAACGGCCUGCUUAACUGCAAAUACCAGCGCUGCCCGUAUAUAAUCGGCACGAUGAGUCAGGCGACAUCUUCUGCUCCAAACCUGCAGCUUCAUCAUAACUUCAGAUGGGUACUGUGUGCUAAUCACAUGGAGCCGGUAAAAGGUUUCCUGUGCCGGUUUCUGAGGAGGAAGCUGAUCGAGACAGAGAUCGGCAGCCGAACACGUUACCCGGAGCUGGUGAAGAUCAUAGACUGGAUCCCUCAGGUCUGGCACCACCUCAACCGCUUCCUGGAGGCCCACAGCUCCUCUGAUGUGACCAUUGGUCCACGUUUGUUCCUGUCGUGUCCGAUGGAUGUGGACGGUUCUCAUGUUUGGUUCACUGACCUGUGGAAUUAUUCCAUCAUCCCCUACAUGCUGGAGGCUGUGAGAGAAGGCUUACAGCUAUACGGUCGCAGAGCUGCAUGGGAGGAUCCCGCGCUGUGGGUUCUGGAAACUUUUCCAUGGGCAGCUUCUCAUCAACACCCUGAUUGGCCAGCUUUGCUGCAGCUCCGCCCAGAGGACGUGGGCUUCGAUGGAUAUUCUGCCUCCAGAGAGGGCCUUAACAAACAGAGUACUCAGAGUGACAGUGAUGCCGACCCACUGAUGAACAUGCUCCUGCGUCUAAAAGAGGCGGCCAGCUGCUCCAGCCCGCAGAGCUACGACAGCGACUCCAAUAGCAACAGUCAUCAUGACGAUAUCCUGGACUCUUCGCUGGAGUCCACACUAUGAUCCAGCCUGAUCCGUUCUGCCAUUUAAUUCCUCGACUCUAAUGCCAGUCAUUACAUCACAUCUACGGGUGCAGGUAACCCAAAUAAAGAAUGAUGCUUCACAUAUAAAAAGAUAUAUAUAAAAAUAUAUAUAAAUAUAUAUAUAUAUAUACGCCAAAACUCAACGGUACUUAUAGCUGCCUCGUGUAAAUCAUCAGUGUGACUUGUAAACAAAUUAUACAACAAAAUCAGAAAAAAGUGCUUUGUCCCAAUUUUUACCUCAAAAGUAAAAGUGCGGUCACAUUAGCCAAAUUUUAUGGACAAAAAAGGUUCAUUAUCUAUCGUCAAUAAUGAAGCGAUGUAUGAAACACAGCUCACACAAUUCACUUUCAAACCAAACGGUGAAUCCGUGUGACCAACCUGAAUCCACUGCAAAAUCUGCGUGGAUACAUUUUUCACCCUCACACGAAAUUCUUGAUUUCAUGGAUUCCUAUCGAAAUGACUGGAUCAUUUCACCUACAAAAAUUCGCAGAACUUCUGUAAAUGUGAUCGCACCAUAACUGUCGCAGAAACUUUUGCAAACAAUGCAAUGCUCGUUUGUCUUACCCUCUACUGGUGAAAUGGAAGAAUUACAUCUUGGAUCUGAGACUACCAUCUUGGCGUCAGCAUCUCCUUCCUCAUUGACUUUCCCUGUAUUGAUGGACUUGCUUUACAAAAACCAGCUUGAUCGAAUGCUGACCAUCGUUUCAUGUUUUACAUGGUAAGGAUACAGAUGAAAUAGCAUGGUGCUACACUUAUGAUUUUGGACUUAUUUAUUGUGACGAUUGGAAAAAAAUACCUCGUGCUUUUGUUUUGCCCUUCUGCAUUUUUUGUUAAACCACCCGUUCCUUAACUGCUGACCGCAUGUUUCAGUGUUCUACUGUAGCACAAAGCCUAUCUAUCUAUUUUUUACACUCGAUCGCGCUUGGCUUUUGGUGCUGAAUGGAAUCUGGUGCCUUACUCCAUUUUGUAAAGAAAAAAACGGCACUAUGUUUUAUACUUCCGAAAAAUGCAGAUUUUAUUACAGUUCAUAAUUGAACUACAGGGCUCUGCACUAGUCCUUUGAAUUUGCCUAAAAUAAACAGCCUCACAGUCUUCAUAUCAUAUCAGAGGUACUAUAUGUGUGGUUUAGAUAAGAGGAGGUGGAUAAAGGGAGCGACUGUAACCUCCAUCUGUUUUUUUUUGUGACACAGUUAAAGGGACGUUUUACACACUCGAUCCUCAUUAUACGUGAAAUACAUAUGAUCACUACUGGCACAGUUCAUCUUGAGUGGGUCAGCUGCAAGGCUUUGCUUGGUGCUUAAAGACCGUCUCAACACAUCUUGGCAAAAACACAGUGAGAAAUUGUUCAUAAUUUGGUGCAUGAGUAAACCUCAUUGACCAUUUGGGCCUUUUUCAUGUACAUAUCUUGCAGUCAAUGUGAAAGUUUAAGAAACGUCCACAUAGUCAUUGGAUCAAUAAUAUACUGUAUUUGCUGCUUUGUAAUGCAAGGACGCUUCUGGAGGAUUUGUACAUAAACUUUUAUCUUGGAUUCUCUAUAAAGGAACAUUAUUUGGAUGGAUAGUGAGUUUCACUGCAUGGGAAAGCAUAAUGUAUGGGGCUAUUCAGUGUUUUCUCCUUCAUUACAUUGUCGAAUGCUGUUUGUAUGGCACUGCAGGGUUUUAGUUACACCAUUGCUUUUAUUUCACUCCAGUGUGAUUCCUGUCAGUCAUCGCUCCUAUGCAAAAUCAUCGUGGAUUUCAAAUGGAAGCCAAAUAUCGUAGCUCUGUAAUGCUGUCAGCACUGCCAAUAAGUUGUGUGCACACUGUGUAUAUAAUUUGUGAAUAAUUUUAGGAUAUGUGCCUAAUAUUAAUUUUCUUUGAUGGAUUAUGAUGAUGAUGAAGUCAUUUUAAGCACAAAUGCUGUAUGUGAUUGUUGUAACUGAAAUGGGAGGGCUAUAAUUUGAUUUCAUGUCACUGAAUGUGUAUGUCGUUUCUGGCUGUAAUAUAUCCAUGUAAAUAUUUGACUACCCUGCCGGCUGCAUUUUGAUGAAUAAUCUUUUUCUAGCCAUUUAUAACAGUGCUUGGAAAUAUGGAAUAUUUUGUGUACAGUGUCUUUUUCAUCUUAACAGUCCCACGGAUGGUCUGAGAAACACAGACGACCCAUAAAGACUUACUGAUCACAUCACCAGUUUUAAAUUAUUUGUAAUUCAAUAAACCUAAUAAUUAUUUAUUAA
This is a messenger RNA of Sinocyclocheilus anshuiensis, 9492 nucleotides long. Its product is annotated as neuron navigator 2-like. Gene Ontology annotation, molecular function: ATP binding; protein binding; ATP hydrolysis activity. NCBI's taxonomy places the organism in Eukaryota, Metazoa, Chordata, Actinopteri, Cypriniformes, Cyprinidae. The transcript is spliced from 40 exons. Bases 40 to 7260 code for a protein of 2406 amino acids. Gene Ontology annotation, biological process: neurogenesis; nervous system development. The record is from RefSeq and is a predicted model, not a curated record.